CCGAGAAGGGCUGGAACCCGGCUUGGGGCGGGAGUGAGGGGCGCCGCAGUCGAGGGCAGGUCCGAGGAGCUUCCAGGCGACGAGGGGACCGGGCGGAGAGGCAGAAGGUGGCGGCCGAAAGAAGAAAUGAUGUAAACCAUUCACUAUCCAGACUUUAAGGUCAAGGUGAGAAGGAAGGUCAGGAGGAACAUGGCCUGGCCAAAUAUUUUUCAAAGAGGAACUUUGCUCUCCCAGUUCAGCCAUCAUCAUGUGGUAGUAUUCCUGCUCACCUUCUUCAGUUACUCGUUGCUCCACGCGUCAAGAAAAACAUUUAGCAAUGUCAAAGUCAGUAUCUCUAAGCAGUGGACCCCAAGUGCUUUUAACAAGUCAAUUGAACUGCCUGUAGAGAUCUGGAGCAGCAACCAUCUGUUUCCCAGUGCAGAGGAAGCCACUCUUUUUCUCGGAACACUUGACACCAUCUUCCUCUUCUCCUAUGCUGUGGGCCUUUUCAUCAGUGGUAUCAUUGGGGAUCGGCUUAAUUUGCGAUGGGUUCUGUCUUUUGGCAUGUGCUCCUCUGCAUUAGUGGUGUUUGCCUUUGGCACUCUCACAGAAUGGCUGCAUUUCUACAACAAGGGGCUGUACUGCAGCCUGUGGAUCGUGAAUGGCCUGCUGCAGUCCACUGGUUGGCCCUGCGUCGUUGCUGUUAUGGGCAACUGGUUUGGGAAAGCUGGACGAGGAGUUGUUUUUGGUCUCUGGAGUGCCUGUGCCUCAGUGGGCAAUAUUUUGGGAGCAUGUCUAGCUUCUUCCGUUCUGCAGUAUGGUUAUGAGUAUGCCUUUCUGGUGACGGCGGCUGUGCAGUUUGCUGGUGGGAUCAUCAUCUUCUUUGGACUCUUGGUAUCACCGGAAGAAAUUGGUCUCCCAGGUAUUGAGGCCGAAGAAAAUUUUGAAGAAGACUCGCACAGGCCAUUAAUUAGUGGUGCUGAAAAUGAAGAUGAAGCUGAGCCUAAUUAUUCAAUCCAAGAAGACAAGACUAUUACCCAAGUCAAGGCGAUAAGCUUUUACCAGGCUUGUUGCCUUCCCGGAGUUAUAGCGUAUUCACUGGCCUAUGCCUGCUUGAAGUUAGUGAAUUACUCCUUCUUCUUCUGGUUGCCCUUUUAUCUGAGUAAUAACUUCGGAUGGAAGGAGGCUGAAGCCGACAAGCUGUCCAUUUGGUACGAUGUUGGAGGAAUUAUAGGUGGAACUCUGCAAGGCUUCAUCUCUGAUGUGCUACAGAAGAGAGCCCCGGUGUUAGCUCUCAGUCUGCUUCUGGCCGUCGGGUCCCUCGUUGGAUAUAGUCGUUCUCCAAAUGAUAAGUCCAUCAAUGCACUUUUGAUGGCUGUCACAGGAUUUUUUAUUGGUGGACCUUCUAAUAUGAUUAGCUCUGCUAUUUCUGCGGACCUGGGUCGUCAGGAGCUGAUCCAAGGGAGCAGUGAGGCUUUGGCAACCGUCACAGGAAUAGUUGAUGGAACCGGGAGCAUUGGAGCUGCAGUGGGCCAGUAUUUAGUGUCUUUGAUCCAGGACAACCUAGGGUGGAUGUGGGUUUUCUACUUUUUCAUUCUUAUGACAAGUUGCACAAUUUUAUUUAUUUCACCAUUAAUAGUGAGGGAAAUAUGCUGUCUUAUGCAAAGACGACAAGCUCGCAUAUUGAGUGGGUGACCGGUGCCCACAGAAGAACAAGAAUAAUAGACACAUCAGGACUAUUUCUUUUCAUUCACCUUAUUUUGGGGUUGUCUUAAGAGCUCUAGCAUAACCUCAGAUUGUCAAGCCUCUUUCAACAGUGUCAGCCACCGGAGAUGCUGACCAGAGUGAAGGCUGGGCUGUUUUUCUACACUACAGGAAUUAUUGUUAAUGAUUUUUAUUGCUGUUGUUUCAUGAAUGUACUGAAUGGCCUAUGAAUCUGCCAGCGUCUUUGUUGGCCUGUGGAGGUUUAUCCCUUUAACCGUAAAUGCUGUAUCGGACUUGGACCCAAGUUCUCCAGCCUGGAAAGCCGAGUGACCACAAGGCAGUCAGGCAUGGUUUGUGUCAGUGACGUGCUCCACGAAUAGAAAGGAUCGUUGCAUUUUGCUUUGGUCAUGAGUUUGCAGAGCGUGCCUCGUCUCUGAAGCAUCAAAUCCGGAUAAAGCACUCUAGCUGGGUCCAGCAUAAGCCUGCCUUGGGCAGAGAAUCCCUUUGUUAACCACGGUGGGAAAAAUCACACUACGUGCUGAUCGGCUCAGUCACUCUGUAUCUGCUCUAAAGUCGUUCAGCUCCAGAAGCAGAAAUAUCUUCAAGUGAUUGUCAACUUGUUCUCCUCUGUCUUCAUUCAGAAUUCCCUUUGACUUCUGGAAGUCUUUAGUCUUCCUUUCAAGGACCAUAAGGUACCUCAAUUGUGAACAUGCCAGUGUGUAAUUUACAACUGAAGUACUCAACCCCAGAUUUGUUCUCUGGGAACUUUAGGAUCCACUAGGAAGCUAAUCUGCUUAGCCCUAUUUUCAGAGGAUUGAUCUCUGUCGCAACUGGGUUCCUUGCAUUACCUCAGCAGAAGACUAGAAUUAGAGAAAAAAGAAAGACCUUUUGGCCCUGUAAGUGUUAAGUAUGUGACCUUGAAUCACAUUAAUGGAUUACUAGGGCCUGAGGCGUAUCUAGGUAUCUAUUCUUUAGAAGUUUGUACAAUAUGUCUUCAAGGCUGUGAAUUCUAUACUAAUUAUCAAUAUUUUAAGGUCAUACUGUAUAUAUAUUUUAAAUUAUGGAAGUUAACAGGUGAAAAAUGUGCAAUUUUGAGGGCUGCCUAAUUUGCAUUGGGUUAGGGAAUAUUUUUCAACCUCUUGCUUUAUACUCUCAAAUGUGGUGCGUUUAUGAACUUGUUAAUGUUAUUUAAUCAAGCAGAUUUCCAAUCAGUUAAUUGCUCAUUACUGACAAAAAGGGAAAAUAUGAAACACAGAAAGGGAAAAUAAACUGACUUUUAUAAUAAAUAUCUGUCCACCUAUUUAUUUAUACUGUGAGCUGCGCGCUGUAGAAUGUGACUCAUGCCUUGCAAUUUCCUGCUACUGAGUGUUCCCUGGUGACCAUUCACUGAUCCUACGGUGUUGCCAGAUUGUACAGGUCUAUUUCUACUACAUUCUGUGAAAGCCUUCCC
Messenger RNA from Eubalaena glacialis (North Atlantic right whale), 3133 nucleotides. It is a transcript of the gene SLC37A3, whose product is annotated as solute carrier family 37 member 3. Lineage: Eukaryota; Metazoa; Chordata; Mammalia; Artiodactyla; Balaenidae. The transcript has 15 exons. Gene Ontology annotation, cellular component: endoplasmic reticulum membrane. Gene Ontology annotation, biological process: transmembrane transport. The record is from RefSeq and is a predicted model, not a curated record. Gene Ontology annotation, molecular function: transmembrane transporter activity. Bases 190 to 1674 code for a protein of 494 amino acids.